UUCUAUCGUAAGAGUAUAUAUCUUAUAUCAUAUUAACCGUAUAAUCUAAAAUUAAUGGUUAAAAAAGCUUCCCUACCAAUAAAAAACUUAUGCUAAGUCCUACCAUAUUCUUGCCCUAUAAUUUAUUCAAAACACUAUAUAUAACUUAAUUAUCACUCAACAAAAUACUUAAUAAAAAUCCCAUUAAUUGCUACGUGUCAAAAUUUUAUCUCCUUUGCACAAGCCCAAAACUCAAAUCCCAUCCUCCACCACAGCCAUGGAUGCAGCUUGGAUAGCAACUUCAUCAAUGAAAGCCGUUAACUUCCUUCCGUCUUCCACCACUCAAAGGACAGCCAACCCAACUACCUUAAUUUUAUCAAGGCAUUCAUACGAAGUUACCAAAUCAAAAAAUGCACUCUCUUUUUUCUCAAAUUCCAGAAACAAUUCUCUUUCUCUUACUCGCUGCUCCACAAAGUCUAACAUCAAUACUGAGGACCAAAACUCCACCUCUGAGCUUGACACAAAGUUAGAAUCGCAUGAGGACACAAAGCUCAAUUCAAGUGACGAACCUUGUCUUAUUUCCCCAUCUUCAUCGUCUUCCUCUGGGGGCUUGGUGUUCGAUUUGGGAGCUGGGAAUUCUUGGGACAGUGAAGACGUUGGGUCUCCGGUUGUGAAAAGGUUUCUGAGUGAUGAAGAAGAAAGGUGGUACAUGUGGUACUACGGCAGGUCCAAUUCAAACCCAGGUUUCGAUUCAAUUGGUUUAGCUACUUCGAGCAAUGGUGUCCAUUGGGAGCGAGGUGUGGGAUCGGUCCAGACCAGCGUAGAUGUAGGAACAGUAAUGAGUUGUAGCAAAGAUUGGUGGGCAUUUGAUACUUCCAGCAUUAGACCCUCUGAGGUAGUGAUAAUGUCCAGUACAAAGGUCAGAGCAUCGAGUGCUGUUUAUUGGUUAUACUACACUGGGCUCAGUUCUGAAGAAGUUGAUAUUUCCGGUAACUCAUUUGAUCUUAUUAUUGAAAACCCAGAAAAGGUUUUUAAGGAAAGUGGUAGAUCUGGGAAGAUUUAUAAGUCUCUGCCCGGUUUGGCUAUUAGCCAAGAUGGUAGGUAUUGGGCUAGAAUUGAAGGUGACCACCAUAGUGGAGCUCUUUUUGAUGUUGGUUCUGAGAAUGAAUGGGAUUCUUUAUUUAUUGCUUCACCACAGGUUGUUUUCCACGGAAGUGGUGAUCUCAGAAUGUAUUACCACUCAUUUGAUGUAAGACGUGGGAAAUUUUGUAUUGGGAUUGCUAGAUCAAGAGAUGGGAUUAGGUGGGUUAAGCUGGGAAAGAUAAUUGAGGGAGGGAAAAGUGGUGCUUUUGAUGAGCUGGGAGGUUUAAAUGCCUGUGUUGUCAGGAACAAGAAAGAUGGGGAUUAUUUGAUGGCAUAUGAAGGAGUUUCUGAUAAUGGAGGUAAGAGCAUUGGGUUAGCGGUGUCUAAAGAUGGACUUAAGGAUUGGACAAGGCUUCAAGAUGAUGGGGUUUUAGAGGCUUCCGGUGCUAAUGGGUGGGACAGCAAAGAAGUUGGAUCGCCUUGUCUGGUUCAGAUGGAUGGGGAAGAAGAUGAGUGGAGAAUGUAUUAUAGAGGUGUUGGAAAUGGAGGAAGAAUAGGAAUUGGAAUGGCAGUUUCUCAAGGCAGUGAUAUUAGAAGGUUUAGAAGAUGGACAGGAGGAUUUCACAUGUAAGGUUUUUCUUGUGAAAUUUCAUUGUGAGAAGAGAAGCCAAUUAAGGAUAGGAUAAGAAUGAAUUGCAUGCUUUUCAUUUCUACAUUGAAUUACAUUACAAUGUAUGUAUUGCAACUACCUUUCAUUUUUUUUUUCUUUCACUAUAAUAUGUGUAUGAAUAAUCCUAUUUUAUUAUUUAAGACUUCAAAUGAAAUGAGACACGAAAGAGAAAAAUGAGAAGGACUUGCAGCUCGCUACUUGGGUUUUCAUGAAAAA
This is a messenger RNA of Cannabis sativa, 1948 nucleotides long. RefSeq lists its product as uncharacterized. Lineage: Eukaryota; Viridiplantae; Streptophyta; Magnoliopsida; Rosales; Cannabaceae. The record is from RefSeq and is a predicted model, not a curated record. Bases 257 to 1693 code for a protein of 478 amino acids. The transcript has a single exon.